AUGGAUUUCAAGACUUCCAGUGAGGAGAUAAAGACUGGGGUUUAUUUGCUGCAAGAUGGAAACCAGGAGCCUUUCAGUGUUCGACUGCACUUAGCUAAAGACAUUUUGACAAUUCAAGAGCAAGAUGUUAUCUGCGUGUCUGGCGAGCCUUUCUACUCAAGUGAAAGAACAGUAACAAUCAGGAGACAGACAAUUGGAGGAUUCGGCUUAAGUAUUAAGGGUGGUGCAGAACACAAUAUCCCUGUUGUAAUAUCAAAAAUCUCAAAAGAGCAGAAAGCUGAGCUAUCUGGGUUGCUGUUUAUAGGAGAUGGAAUCCUCCAGAUAAAUGGAAUAAACGUAAGAAGCUAUCGUCAUGAAGAAGUGGUGCAAGUAUUAAGAAACGCCGGAGAGGAAGUGACACUUACAGUCUCCUUCUUGAAAAAGACCCCAGCCUUUCUGAAAUUGCCUCUGUGUGAAGACUGCACGUGUGUACCGAGUGACCAGAGUAGUGGAACGUCGUCACCUCUGUGUGAUAGCGGUUUGCACUUGAACUAUCAUCCCAAUAAUACGGACACGCUAUCUUGCUCGUCUUGGCCCACGUCUCCAGGGUUACGGUGGGAGAAGAGAUGGGUGGACCUGCGCCUUAUCCCCCUGCUCCAUUCACGUCUCUCGCAGUAUGUCCCCGGCUCAGACGUGUGCAGGAAAAAUGCAUUUCAAGUGAUUGCUGUGGAUGGAGUUUGCAGUGGGGUAAUCCAGUGCCCUACUGCUGAAGACUGCUUAGACUGGCUUCAAGCUAUAGCAACUAAUAUAUCUGCUCUCACAAAGCACAAUGUGAAGAAGAUCAAUAGAAAUUUUCCAGUAAAUCAACAGAUCAUCUACAUGGGUUGGGUAGAUGAGAAGGAACAGGACUCAGUACAGGACCGAAUGUAUACACCAAAGUUCCUUGCCUUGAGAGGGUCUUCACUCUUCAAAUUCUCUGCACCUCCUGUAACGACGUGGGACUGGACCAGGGCAGAAAAAAGCUUCACUGUGUAUGAAAUCAUGUGCAAAAUUUUAAAGGACAGUGACCUUCUGGACCAGCGGAAGCACUGCUUCAGCCUGCAGACAGAGAGCGGAGAGGACAUGUUCUUCAGUGUGGAACUGGACAGCGAGCUGCUGAUCUGGGAGAAAGCCUUCCAGAUGGCAACGUUUUUAGAAGUUGAGAGAAUACAGUGCAAAACAUAUGCUUGCAUAAUGGAAAGUCACCUUAUGGGACUCACAAUAGACUUUGGAAUGGGUUUUGUAUGCUUUGAUGCAGCAUCAAAGGCUGUUCUCUGGAGAUACAAGUUCUCCCAACUAAAAGGGUCCUCCGAUGAUGGGAAGAGCAAGAUCAAAUUUCUCUUCCAAAAUCAGGACACUAAACUCAUUGAAGCCAAGGAGCUGGAGUUUUCCAAUCUCUUUGCGGUGCUGCAUUGUAUCCAUUCCUUUUUUGCUGCCAAAGUGGCUUGUCUGGAUCCUCUGUUUGUGGGGAGUCAAGGUGCGGCGGCCGCUGCCGUGGCCUCCACAGCCAGCGCCGUCACCUGUACUGCGCCUCUGGGGAAGAUGAAAUUUUCCACCUGACAGCACCCCAGGACCGCUUCCCUUCCCCGCUUUCUCGCAUCACGCCUGCUCGCUCCUCACACCAUGGCCGCUGGGAAAGGUGCACUGGUUGCUCCGGGAUCACCGCUCCAUUAAGGGUAAAAGGAACCCUCCCAGUACAUUUGCUUUUCCUUCAAAGAAACAACACGUGAAACGGGAGAAGGGACGUUUUAAUAGUUUUAGAGAGCCGUGCCUGUAAAAUGUCGUCGACCGGAAACAUCGAGAAUCGGCUGAAGAAGGACGUUGCGCUCAGGAAUCUGAGGCCUGAUUCAAAUAGCAUUGGAGGGGAUAAACUAUAGAACACAUUGAUUCCAUUCAGAGUGCUCCAAAACAAACAUUUUCAAAAUAAUUUCAAGUGAUAUGUUUACAAGUGUUCAGGUUGUAAGAAAACAGCAAAGAAAUGUAUGACACUGCAGGUGAAGCCACUGUUUAAGCCACUGUUUCACUGUCUCGGUUAAUUUCACAUAUCAAAUAUGAUGUGCAGAAUAGCUUAAUUUUUACUUCCUAUGGAUGUUGUUAUUUGCAUUCUUUCCACAUGCAUUUUGGUAUUAGUUUCUUUAACAAAAUCUGACAAAUCACA
This is a messenger RNA of Conger conger (European conger), 2176 nucleotides long. It is a transcript of the gene sntg1, whose product is annotated as syntrophin, gamma 1. The transcript is spliced from 17 exons. The record is from RefSeq and is a predicted model, not a curated record. Gene Ontology annotation, cellular component: intracellular anatomical structure; dystrophin-associated glycoprotein complex. Lineage: Eukaryota; Metazoa; Chordata; Actinopteri; Anguilliformes; Congridae. Bases 1 to 1578 code for a protein of 525 amino acids. Gene Ontology annotation, molecular function: structural molecule activity; protein binding.